Molecule: messenger RNA, 1524 nt
Organism: Lolium perenne
Lineage: Eukaryota; Viridiplantae; Streptophyta; Magnoliopsida; Poales; Poaceae
Source: RefSeq, a predicted model, not a curated record
UAUUAUAUCCAUGAUUUGUUGAUUUUUGCUGCUCCUUGAAACAUUUAGUAUUAACUUUUUUUCUGAUAAGUGUCCUUUUCUACCAACUAAUUUUUGUAUUGAGCCCAUGGUAAUGUUUAUAUUGAGUAUGCUAAAAAUAUAUGUAUCAUCUAAUCUUGCAGGUCAUCGUGUGGAUUGUGGAUGUUAAAUUUCAUGGAAUACUGGACAGGAAAUAUUUUGUCUGACAUUUUUUACCAGGAACACAUGAUAAAUUUUAGGACAAAAUUGGCGGUAAUAUUGGUCGAUUCGGAAUUGAACAAUGAUGACAUAAGAAAUCGAGAUUUGUCCCUUGAUGAGGAUGAUAACACGGAUCCCGCCGAUUUUAUGAUUCUGGAUGAUCCACCGAAGAAAACAAAAUUAUCAAACUCAUCAUCAAAAGUUAAGCUCGUGUCACCGUCAUUGGUGCUUUUACCACCCCUCGAUCCAACAAAGGCCAACUUAAUGGAAUCAUCAAAAGUGGAGCCUCUAUCACUAUCAUUGGGCCUUUCACCGUCUUUCAAACCAACAAACUCUGACUUAAUAGAUGAACUUUGCUUACGCAUUAGCAUGGUUGAUGAUGUCCAGUCAUUGGAUACCGAAUGGGUGAAAAGCUCUAAUCCUUAUCCAAUUAGAUUAACUCUAAGACAGAUAAGGAACAUAUUGAAGGUGGAUGAAUAUAUGGACGCACAUUGCUUUAACAUGGCUGUGCGGAUACUAGCAUGCCAUGACAUCCAGCUUGUUAGAGAUAUUCCCGUUCAUUACAUGGAUCUGAACUUUUGUUGGAUGUCCCAAUAUGCACGAGAUCCAAGGCGCAAUGAAAAGUUGGAUAUUACUAAGUUGUCACAUUUGUUUAACUGUUGGCCUGAUAGCAAUGAGUACCAUAUCUCAGAAUGCAAUAUGAUUUUAUUACCUUGUGAUACUUUUGGGCUAUUUCAAUUAUUCGUCUUGGAUCAAAACAAAAAAGUUGUCACUAUUUUGGACCCUCUUCCAAUACCUGGUAUGGGCAAAAAUAUAUUUAAAACUAUGGUAAAAAAUCUAAACCAUUCACUUCGACAUGCAAACCCUGCAUUCAACGAGGACCUAUUCAAUUGGGGAUGCAAAGUUCCCGUUGUUCCGACAAACUCAAACGGUGCUCUGUCAGGUUAUUUGGUUUUCAAUUUUAUGCACUCUUGGUAUGAUGGAGUGUUCCAUUUUCCAAUACCCAUGGAUGAUAUUGAAAUGAGGAGGCAAUUUGUGGUUCAUAUUUUGAAGUACGAGGGUAAUGAGGCUCUAAACAAUAUCCCAGCCAUGGAACGAAGCAUUAUAGAUCGCAUACUUAGAUGGACUUUUAUGAAAGAAGCAUAAUAGACGUUGUUGCUUGGUUCAUGUUUUCUAAGUAUUUAUGUAACUAUUAUAGUACAUUUAUUUAAUUAUGCAUUUUAUGUAACUAGGUGUAUGGAUCAUGUAUUUCGAGACGCAUUUAAAUGGCUUUAUAAGUAUGGAACGUGCGUUGCACGUGCACGCUUA